Messenger RNA from Podospora pseudocomata, 1071 nucleotides. RefSeq lists its product as uncharacterized. Lineage: Eukaryota; Fungi; Ascomycota; Sordariomycetes; Sordariales; Podosporaceae. Bases 1 to 1071 code for a protein of 356 amino acids. The record is from RefSeq and is a predicted model, not a curated record. The transcript has a single exon.
AUGGCUUCCACACUUGUGCCCGAUACCAGCCUCAUCCUGGCCGUCCUCAAGCGAGGCAACGGUUUCAUGGAGGGAGAUGGCAUCAAGGUUUGGCAACCCCGUCAAGACUUCCCCGUCUGGCGCUUCACCAUUCUCCUCAAGCGAGGAAAUCAAAUCCAUCCUGUGGACUCCGACACUGUUGUAAAGUGCGGCGUGGUUCUCGAAUCAACUGCCCGCAUUUUCAAGGGUGAUCGGAGGCUUUCCUCCUUCUUCGACUUCUUCAAAGCCAAAAACGUUGAAGUCCAACCCAACAACCACAUGCAGCUUAAAUCCAAAUACUGCACCAACCCGGAAGCACUGAAUAAGGCCAUCAGGGACAUCUUUGACGCUGCUUGGCGCCUGAGUGGUAAUCCGUUUGGCAACCUUCAACCGAUGGUCUUUCCUGGGCACACUCAGGCUCCGAUCCCCACCUCCACCUGUGGUAUUCUCCCUGGGGUCAAGGUCUCAUGUACACUGGUCCCUGUGCUCGGCAUUCCCACUCACUUUGCUGUCCUCAACAUCUGGCGGGCACCACAGGGCGAUCAUGAGCUCCUUGUUUGUAGAGUCGCUGGUGGUCCCAAAAGUGGCGGCGCAAGGCUGGCUCCCUUCUUCACUACCAAUGUCUCCGCCCUUGAUGCCUCGCCUCUGGCGGCUUUGAAGCGUAUAGCAGGUGAUGAUAUCUCCAGAUGGUUAUUUGAUGACAACACCUUCUUCGCAUCCCAAGAUAAGAUAUGCUCUACUCAGAUUCAUGGCCCCGAAUACGGGAGUGCCCGAGAGGGCACUGUCGAGUUUUCGAGGCGCUACAUAGUUGAUGUGGUCCUUCCCAAGCACAGGCAUGUCUAUGAGCUUGGGUCCGAUGUAAGCGAUUUAAUCUGGCUGAAUUUCCAGGAGCUCGAGAGGGAGCUGUUUGCUAACAGCUUUAGUCCGGAGAAUGGCUUGGUGAUUCUUGACUUUUUGUUGAGGUACCAUAUUCUUCAUAAUCGGAUUGAGUGGGGGUUUCUGGAUGAAAUUGUCGCGAGGAUGAGAUAUGAUUCUUCUGCUGCUCAGUACUAG